Lodderomyces theae is the source of this 2646-nucleotide messenger RNA. Its product is annotated as protein kinase activating protein. The coding region runs from base 1 to 2646 and encodes 881 amino acids. The record is from RefSeq and is a predicted model, not a curated record. Gene Ontology annotation, biological process: mitotic DNA replication checkpoint signaling; DNA replication initiation; mitotic G2 DNA damage checkpoint signaling. NCBI's taxonomy places the organism in Eukaryota, Fungi, Ascomycota, Pichiomycetes, Serinales, Debaryomycetaceae. The transcript has 2 exons.
AUGAAAAGAUAUAGACGAGCGGCCCGUAAUUCAAGAGCAGCAAUACUUGGCUCUCACGAAGAUUUCUUUGCAGAGAAUGCUAGCUUUGAUGAGUACCUCCGUGCUAGAUAUAGCCAAAAUAUGCUUACCGAUGAGGCAGCUCUAACUGCAAAGAGAAAAAAGAGACACAGGGCAACUCAAUUCUUAAAGAGGUACCUUCAACGCAUUUUUCAUAUAAAGUUUGCCCAGAAGAGGACUCAAGCUAUUUAUCCUGUCAUCGGAAACGCCGCUGAUAUCCCCGAUUAUGAGACCAUCGUCCCAGCACACCAUGUCACGACCCCAAUGGCAACAUCUCCAGUUUCGAUUCGUCUCAUUAACAAGGUCAGAGGUGGGAUAAGGAUUAAAUCCUCAGACACAGUUUACUUGCUUUCUCCGGUGUCAGACAAGUCUUCAGUCAAUUCGCUAUUUGAAGAUGACCACGUUUCGCUCCGGGGUACUGGAGCCACAACUGCUGAUUCUAAUAUUAAUACAGCGUUGAUAGAACCACCACCAGAAUCACAAUUAUAUGAAACGACAAAGUAUAAAGAUUUCUCGAUCACCAUGCAUUCACGAAAACCAUUCUUAGGACUAACGUUUUGCUGCACAGGGGUCGAGACAGCUACGAGAAACGAGAUCAUGAAGAUUAUAGAAUCAAUGGGAGGUGUACAGUACCUAGAUCUCAUGUCGGAUGUACAAUACCUUAUUGUCGCCAACAGGAAAACCCAGAAAUACCAAUUCUGUGUCAAGAAUCGAACAAACAUGAAGUAUCUCACGAAAGAUGCCAUAUUCAAAAUCCACGAUCAAUGGUUAGCGGGUGAUGACAACGUGGAGAAAUUGCUAGAGGAACACACACUACCAAUAUUCGGCGAAAUAAGAGCUUGCUUUUCCCGAGUUGAGCCACAUUCAUCUCAAGUCACGCAUCUACUCAGCGCUAGUUUUAGGAAUGCACGGGCGGAACAAUUCACUGAGUCGCUGCUUCAAAAACAGUUUACCAAGAAUGGGGGCCAUGCCAAAGAAUCACUACUGAAUGAUCAGCACUGCAUGAUAAGUGCGGAACCAAGGGGAACGAGGUACAACAAAGCAGUGGAAUGGGGCAUUCCAGUUAUACAUCCUGUUUGGAUCAUUGAUAGCUUACUACGAGGGGCGGCUUUGGACUUUGACGAUUAUUUGUUGACAACAGAUGCAGAGGAGAUGUAUGAAAACGGGUGUAAUGUUUGGCAAGAGCUUGGGAAUGGAGAGAAGAGACUUGUGACGAAGCAAUUAAUUGGAGUGCCAGUGGAGGGACCAAGGAAGCUCAAUCGUGGUAAGAGGACAGAAAUAUGGAACUCGAUUAUGGAGCAUACAAAUUAUGAGGGAAAAGGAUCGAUGACCGACAAAACUUGGGACGAAGAAAGUGACUCUGAGAACAAUGAGGAAAUUGAAUAUGCAAAGCCUGUUGAAGCAAAGAGUCGAAGCAGUCUUUUUCUUGGAUUCAAGUUUCUUUUGGUUGGGUUUACUGCCAGAGAGUCUGAUUUGUUGAGCGGUGGAAUAGAAGCAUUCCAAGGAGUGAUUACGACUGAUGUUGGUGACAAAACCACGACUCAUAUUAUUGUUCCCGCAAGUAAAGGAAGCGAUACGUCCAACUUGUUGCGAGCUAUACCUAGUGGCAUCAGACCGUUGAUUACAAGUGGAGAUAUCAAGGUUGUUACUGAAUUUUUCAUUGAGAGAUGCAUUUUUUACAAAAAGGUGGUUUUGGACCGAUGGGGCCAGCCUAUCAAAGGAUUGCUUGCUUCCUCAAAGAGGUUCAAGGUAUCUACCUCAGGAUUCACUGGUAUUGAGUUGUUGCAUAUAGAAAAGCUCAUCAAGUUUUUAAACUUUGAAUACUGUGAAUCCUUUUCAGAGCAGCGGGAUUUACUAAUUCUCAAUGUCAACUUAUUCAAGGAGAGUUUUGUGAAAAACUUGCCCAAAUUGUUUCAAUACCCAAACAAGGACGUACUCAAUUGUCCCACUUACCAAUCGGGCCAGUCCUCAGUGUCGUUGCUAUCAGCAAAGAACAAGAUCGAGGCAGCGAAAAAGUGGAGUAUUCCCAUUGUGUCAAUCGCUUAUUUGUGGGAAAUAUUUGAAAAAUCUCAAUACAAGUCAGCAUUGGUUAUGGUCGAGUUGAAUGAUCCGCAAUGGUGUGUCCAUGCUCCGAUUAAUUAUAUUCGACCAAAGUCAUUGAUUGAGUACAUCAGGGACAUGGAUAGGUCAAUCAAUAGCGAAAUGCGCAAAGAGAGUGAAGACGCGAUAAGACUACCAUCACCGAGAAAGGCUAGACAAAGGCAGAAAUACGGAAAGUUGAUGGGAAGCGUGUCGCCGCUGUCCAUGAAGAGCAGGAUCAUGGAUGUGGCCAAGAGUUCGAUGACGUCAAGGUCAACUAUAAAUAUUGACGGUGAGGAUGAGAAUGGAGAAGGCACGGAGAAGGGUGGUAUAAACUGUGACGUUACAAACGACGAAGAGCUCUCGUCUCAAGUGAGGUAUGAUGAUUCAGAAUCGACCAUCAAUCAGGAGCGCCUAUUAAAGAAGUUGGAAGAGGAGUCGCCUCAGUACAAGCGUGAAAUGACUGCAAAAGGUAGCGCCACAAAACGCAGAAAAACAAGAGGGCAGUAG